AUGGCCAAAACAGCAAAGCUCAAGAAAAAGCAAGCCGCCCCGCACUCGCGCGCCGCGCGCCGCGCCGCCUCGCCCAGCAUCCCCCUCGCCUCCGCCCCGCGCACGCGCUCGACCUCGCCCCAGCCCUCCACCGCAAAACCCCACAUCCUGUCCGCGCAGAGCAGCCGCGUGUCGAAGCGCAAGAGUACCAAGACGACGCGCGCCCAGAGAGUGCGGGCCGAGAAGGCCAUGGAGCGCGCGGCUGACGACAUGGACAAGUGGGAGAAGAAAAAGGCCAAGAGCCUGGACAAGGCGAGGGGCAUCAAGGACAGGGCCAAGGUGUGGGAGGAGGUUAACGGGGAGUCUGGGAGGGCUGUUAGGGGGAAGGCGAAGGGGGGGGAGGAGGAGGGGCUGGAUGGGCUGGAGGGGCUGGAGGGGAGGGGGAAGAGCGUGUGGGUCGAUGUUGAUGAGGGCGAGGGCGAGGGCGAGGGUGCGGGGGUGGAUGGAGUGGACGAGGUGCCUGUUGUGGAGGAUGAGAUGCUGUGA
Didymella exigua CBS 183.55 is the source of this 525-nucleotide messenger RNA. RefSeq lists its product as uncharacterized. The transcript has 2 exons. NCBI's taxonomy places the organism in Eukaryota, Fungi, Ascomycota, Dothideomycetes, Pleosporales, Didymellaceae. Gene Ontology annotation, biological process: ribosomal large subunit export from nucleus. The coding region runs from base 1 to 525 and encodes 174 amino acids. Gene Ontology annotation, cellular component: nucleolus; preribosome, large subunit precursor. The record is from RefSeq and is a predicted model, not a curated record.